UAAAGCUCUGUCGAGGCCCAUUCUUCUUCUUCCUGCUCUGGACUCGCGGGUUUAUGUGGAUCUUAGCGAAGCUGAGUCCAAACUCUCAGAAAAGGAGUUGCUGCGCGUUUUCCUUUUCCCACUUAACGCGCGUGGAUGGUUCUCUCCAGACUUUCGAGGCUUGCGCUUGAGCUCCUUUACCCUUAGAGGGAAAGCUUUUGCCUUUACUUUGACGUGCGUUUACCUUUAUUAACAUUUCAUAGCAAAUCAGUUUCCUGGAGUUCCAGAGAAGUUGCGUGUACGCUCGUGUGAUAACGUCAGUGUAAGCUCCUUCGAGUAAUCGAGGGAAAUCCAGAAGUUUGGAGCACAAAAAGCCAGUAAGAUCCACUUUAUAUAAACUUCAUGCAUUUGUUAGCAACUACCCAGGUUUAACUUAAGAGAUGUUAAAUUUUCGCCUUGUCCCAUUAGGCUCAGAUCAGUACUUCCUAACUGCAUGUAAAAUAGGAGUGGAGGAGGAAGGCAAACCAAAACAAACUGCCCUAGGUUCCAGAUAAGUCACCGGGGCGAUUUUUCCUGGUGAAUUCAUCCUGGGAAUAUAUGAGUUCCUAGAUUUCCUGGACUUCUUGAACCGUUCCUUAACCAAAUCAUUGUCUUUUCUCUAGCGGUAUUUUUUGAGACUAGUGUGUACAUUAAUCCUUAAAAAAAAAAAGUCAUUAAAGAAGGCCAAAAUGAUGAUUCUUAAGUUAGUAUUGGUCUUUCAGUGUUUGUUUUUUAGCGGUUUCACUUUGGGGAUGGAGGUGUUGAUUGUAUAAAAGCUAUGGAAAUAACAACCUACUUUGAUGUUCACCAGGUCAGAAAGGUGAGGACUUUUCCUUAGAAAAAGCAAAUUGGCUUGUAUGCUAAAUAAGGAAGACCAAUUUAUUAACUAAGAACUUGUUUAAAUGGACAAGCACAAGUGUCCAAUACAUUAAAUCUCUGAAUCAAGCAGUCAAACAUCUCACUUUUUCUCCCAUCCCUAGCUCCUUUCAUAUCUUUACAAAUAGUAUUGUCCUAAGACUGGAUUUGAAGUUUUAAAAAUAGGAAUUAGCUGAAUUAAUUUGGUUUUACUUAAACUAGUCUUAUAUUUUUACAUUUUUCUCUUUUUUGGUUCAUUUUUUUCCCUGCUUAUAAAAGGAAUAUAUGCUCACUAUAGGAAAUUCGUUAAUUGUGGAAAAGUAUAACGAGGUGGGGCGGAAGAACCAUGAGCCAAAAACACCAUCACGUUUAACUUUUUAUUAUUAUUAUAUUUUAAUGCAAGAUCUAUUUUAAAACUUUAAGUAUUCACAACAUUCGCUCUCCUUUCUACUGAUUUUUAAUGUAACGUUGGGUAUUUGAGGGUUGGAUGUUAUACUGCUCUUCAUUCCCAGAAGCGUGGAACUUCAAGAUGGGAAAGACGUUUAGCUGUUAUCCAACCACCCAACCUUUAAGAUUCUGAAACCCAUUUACUGAGGAUCCAGUGAUUCAUGCAGAAUUGUACAGCACUGAGUAGCAAAAUUGAUUGACUCUAGAUUUCCCGAUUGAUUCUCUCUUUCUUCAGCAAUUCUUGCUGCUUACGGGGAAACGUGACACUGCCUGUGUCUGCAUAUCUUUGAAAGCGAGAUUCAGAGAGGAGCAGGAGAUAAUUUUCAAGGAUUUGAAAUGUAUUUUUUCAUUUAUGUAUUCAUUUUUCUUUUUACAUUUUUCAGGGCUGGGGGGUUCUAGCAUCUUCCAGAAAGCAGGACCACACCUUCCAUCUUCACCCCAUUCAAGACUCCGUACUAAACUGGGGGGUGCUCUGAGAAACCCUGAGACUGUGACCCCAGCCUGGGAGAAGAUAGGAUCAAGAUGGCCAUGUGGCAGGGAGCCAUGGAUAACAGAGGCUUUCGGCAGGGAAGUUUUAGUAGCUUCCAGAGCAGCACCAGUGAUGAAGACUUGAUGGACAUACCAGGGACAGCUAUGGAUUUCUCCAUGAGAGAUGAUGUUCCUCCCUUAGACCGAGAAAUAGAAAAGGACAAGUCAUACAAUGGUGCAGGAAUAGUUUCUGCAAAUAGGAUGAUGGACUUCUUGGAGGAGCCAAUCCCUGGUGUGGGGACCUAUGACGAUUUCAAUACAAUCGACUGGGUGAGAGAGAAGUCCCGAGACCGGGAUAGGCAUCGAGAGAUUACCAAUAAAAGCAAAGAGUCAACAUGGGCCUUAAUUCACAGUGUGAGUGAUGCUUUUUCUGGCUGGUUAUUGAUGCUACUUAUUGGUCUUUUAUCAGGUUCCUUAGCUGGUUUGAUAGACAUCUCUGCUCAUUGGAUGACAGACUUAAAAGAAGGUAUCUGCACAAGAGAAUUCUGGUUUAACCGUGAACAUUGUUGCUGGAACUCUGAGCACGUCACUUUUGAAGAGAGAGACAAAUGCCCAGAGUGGAAUAGCUGGUCCCAGCUUAUCAUCAGCACGGAUGAGGGAGCCUUUGCCUACAUAGUCAACUAUUUCAUGUAUGUCCUCUGGGCUCUCCUAUUUGCCUUCCUUGCCGUAACUCUUGUCAAGGUUUUUGCACCUUAUGCCUGUGGCUCCGGAAUCCCUGAGAUAAAAACUAUCUUGAGUGGUUUCAUUAUUAGGGGCUAUUUGGGUAAGUGGACCCUGAUUAUCAAAACCAUUACAUUGGUGCUGGCAGUAUCAUCUGGCUUGAGCCUGGGCAAAGAGGGCCCCCUAGUGCACGUGGCUUGCUGCUGUGGGAACAUCCUGUGCCACUGCUUCAAUAAAUACAGGAAGAAUGAAGCCAAGCGCAGAGAGGUUUUGUCGGCUGCAGCAGCAGCUGGUGUAUCUGUAGCUUUUGGGGCACCUAUUGGCGGAGUAUUAUUCAGCCUAGAAGAGGUCAGCUACUAUUUUCCCCUCAAAACACUGUGGCGUUCUUUCUUUGCUGCUUUGGUGGCAGCAUUUACUCUACGUUCCAUCAAUCCGUUUGGGAACAGCCGCCUGGUUCUAUUUUAUGUGGAAUUUCACACCCCAUGGCAUCUCUUUGAGCUUGUGCCAUUCAUUCUGCUGGGCAUAUUUGGUGGCCUGUGGGGAGCUUUGUUUAUUCGCACAAACAUUGCCUGGUGUCGGAAGCGUAAGACCACCCAGUUGGGCAAGUAUCCUGUCGUAGAGGUACUCGUCGUGACAGCCAUCACUGCCAUCCUGGCUUUCCCCAAUGAAUAUACCCGUAUGAGCACGAGUGAGCUCAUCUCGGAGUUAUUUAAUGAUUGUGGCCUUCUGGACUCCUCCAAGCUCUGUGAUUAUGAGAACCGUUUCAACACAAGCAAGGGGGGUGAACUGCCUGACAGACCUGCUGGCCUGGGAGUCUACAGUGCAAUGUGGCAGCUGGCUUUGACACUCAUACUGAAAAUUGUCAUUACUAUAUUCACCUUUGGCAUGAAGAUCCCUUCUGGCCUGUUUAUACCUAGCAUGGCUGUUGGUGCUAUAGCAGGCCGACUUUUAGGAGUAGGAAUGGAACAACUGGCUUAUUACCACCAUGACUGGGCCAUCUUCAAUAGCUGGUGUAGUCAAGGAGCUGAUUGUAUCACACCUGGCCUUUAUGCAAUGGUUGGGGCUGCAGCAUGCUUAGGUGGAGUGACUCGGAUGACUGUCUCUCUUGUUGUCAUAAUGUUUGAACUAACUGGUGGCUUGGAAUACAUUGUGCCUCUAAUGGCUGCAGCAAUGACAAGCAAGUGGGUGGCAGAUGCUCUUGGGCGGGAGGGCAUCUAUGAUGCCCACAUCCAUCUUAAUGGAUACCCCUUUCUUGAAGCCAAAGAAGAGUUUGCUCAUAAGACACUGGCAAUGGAUGUGAUGAAACCCCGGAGAAAUGAUCCUCUGUUGACUGUCCUUACUCAGGACAGUAUGUCUGUAGAGGAUGUAGAGACCAUAAUCAACGAAACCACUUACAGUGGCUUUCCAGUAGUAGUGUCCCGGGAGUCCCAAAGACUUGUGGGUUUUGUCCUCCGAAGGGAUCUCAUUAUUUCAAUUGAAAAUGCUCGAAAAAAACAGGAUGGGAUUGUGAGCACUUCCAUCAUUUAUUUCACUGAGCAUUCUCCUCCAGUGCCACCAUACACUCCACCUACCCUGAAGCUUCGUAACAUCCUGGAUCUCAGCCCCUUCACUGUGACAGAUCUUACACCCAUGGAGAUUGUAGUGGAUAUCUUCCGCAAGCUGGGACUGCGUCAGUGCCUGGUUACACACAAUGGGCGAUUGCUUGGAAUCAUUACCAAAAAGGAUGUGUUAAAGCAUAUAGCACAGAUGGCGAACCAAGAUCCCGAUUCCAUUCUCUUCAACUAGAAUCGCAGUGCUGUGCUGGAUAUAAAAUAGGAAGGACACUGCAGACCAUGGAUAUAUUUUAUUAACUGGGUAUCCAAAACACAUUUCCCAUAUUUGGAUGGUGAAGUUAUAUUAGUAUGUUGUCUCUUUCCUGCAAGUUAACCAGUUGCACUACAUAAUCUCUGCAAAUUAAUCUUCUCUUUAGGAGAAAAUACAGUUAGGCUUCUGUGAUAAUUGUAUUAGGAAGAUUUCAUGAAAGAGUAAAAGAAGAUUACUGUUGUUUAAUUUGAUUUAAGAUAUUUUUAAUUAAAAAAAUUAUUGUUAGCCAAUAUGCAAUCACUGAAAACUAUGCAAGAAAAAUUACAACCAUCUUGACCUAUAGCCUUCAUGAAACUCAUGAAAAAAUCAACUUUUUUGAGCUCUGUCAUUGGUGGAAGAUGAAGUCCAAACUAAGGGGCUUCGCUUUCCAACCACAGAAAGGAAAGCCAGAAGGAAAAUAGUAAUGGUAUUUUGUAGACUGUGAAGAUUCAGUUCAAAUGUUAUCUUUUUCCUGUUACAAUAUUUAGCAUUAUUAGUUUUGUGUGUAUAUAUGUUAAUUUUAAUUUCUGAUUAUAAGACAAUGCUGCUUGAUUAAUCUCCUUUAAAUGAGUGUAGAGAGGUUGACUUUUAUAGCUUGCUUGUUCUGGUACUCUUUUGAAGUGCACAAAGAUGAGUUACAGAGCUUUCUGCUUGUCUGCAGAAAGGAUAAUUUUCAGAUGGUAUUUGUUAGCUAGUAGACAGGGACUUUGCUGUGCGUUUGUCAGUAGCAAGGAAUGAUUUCUUUCCAGUUUCCUUGAAAUGAAUGAUUAGUAAAGUUCUAAGCAAAGUCACUGACUAGGAAUUUCAUAUUUUUGUGAGAUCCAAGUAAUCCUCUUACCCACAUGCCACCUCCACGAAUGAUGGUGGUUUAGGCUUCUGGAAUAUGUAUGUAAGAAUAGUAAAGGGAACUAAGUCUAGACUGCAUACUGGUAAAUCAGGGAAGAUCCAGAACUGCAUCUGCGUUCCUUCACAAAGACCACCAGUACUAAAAUAAGUGGACACUCAUGCCCUCCUCCCAGCAUUAAGUAUGUACAACAGGCCAGUGUUGUCCCUGUGAGCAUGAAGUAGGCUUGGAGUACUUUCAGAUAUACUGGCAUCGGAACAGGAUAGGCAGCUGUGACUCCCUUUUGAGGCUCCUUAUAAUUCUAAAUAAAAAUGCAGAUCCAUUUUAAGACCCAGGGGUAUGGACAAGGCCUGGUGACACCAAAGGUGCUUGCAUCCAAUUGAAAAGGUGCCUGUGUCAAUUCCCUACCACCUUUACUGCACUGUAGGGACACCUGGUGGGAUUACAGAGCCACCACCAUCAUUCCUACCACUAUUUUCAUAUUCUAUAGUUUUACCCACAUACAAUUAUUCCCCUUCCAUUCUCUUCCCCUUUCUACUCCUCAGUACUGAAUCUUCUCUUUGGGAUUGAGCAUUAUGCCUGGUUAAUCAUUGAUAUUACAAAAAAAUAACUCCUGGGGCUAGUUAAAUUUUAUCCAAAGCUCAGCAACCUUAUAACACAUGAACAAGAGGUGACACACAGCCAUUUUCUUUGCCAUGUGGCCCAGUUGCUGCUGCCAUUCCUCCAUUUCCACACGCAUGCUCAUGGCAGUGAGACUUAACUGCCAGUGGCGAGCGUCCAGCCUUUCCCAUUUUUCAAGUCCGUUCUCAACACUUCUAGCCAUUCUUCUAGCCCAGAAUCAACAGUCAGUCAGCAUAUCCCCUCCACCCCUCUCCCCCUACCCUGAACACCUUAGUAUACCUCAUUGUAAAAAUUGCUGAUCACUAUGCUAGGAAUUUUAUCCCUAGUUGCUAACUUUCCACAAUCAGAAAUUCUUUUAUUGCAUGGAACUGGGUAGCCAAGGCUUAUUUUGAUUCUCAUCUUUCAAAUAUAAAGGCAUUCCUAAGAGUUUCUCAUUUUAAGUUCAGUGAAACCUAUGAGAGCUGGAACUCGAUGGGACUACCUUGUUUUUCCAGGUCUCCC
Molecule: messenger RNA, 6316 nt
Organism: Trichechus manatus latirostris (Florida manatee)
Lineage: Eukaryota; Metazoa; Chordata; Mammalia; Sirenia; Trichechidae
Gene: CLCN5
Product: chloride voltage-gated channel 5
Exons: 13
Coding region: 1843-4293 (816 amino acids)
Biological process (GO): chloride transport; transmembrane transport
Cellular component (GO): plasma membrane; early endosome; Golgi apparatus
Molecular function (GO): voltage-gated chloride channel activity
Source: RefSeq, a predicted model, not a curated record